Messenger RNA from Rhizoctonia solani, 843 nucleotides. Its product is annotated as RNA recognition motif protein. Gene Ontology annotation, molecular function: mRNA binding. The record is from RefSeq and is a predicted model, not a curated record. NCBI's taxonomy places the organism in Eukaryota, Fungi, Basidiomycota, Agaricomycetes, Cantharellales, Ceratobasidiaceae. Gene Ontology annotation, cellular component: cytoplasm; nucleus; ribonucleoprotein complex. The coding region runs from base 1 to 843 and encodes 280 amino acids. The transcript is spliced from 7 exons.
AUGUCUGGACGCAAGAUUCUGUUUGUAAGUGGCUUCUCACGAGAUGCUCGUGCUAAAGACCUUGCAUAUGAAUUUGAGAGGUAUGGUCGGCUUGUACGGUGCGACAUACCAUCGACUCGGGGCGGAGGCGGCGCAAGUCGCUACGGCUGCCCCGUUCGAUAUCGAUUCGCCUAUUGGCCACUUCGCACGAUUCGAACCUUGCUAUUCGAUACGCAAACUGUUCCGAUCUCGAGUAACCUUCUACGAGCCCCCUUGUACGAUCGUCGAUUCGAUUCAUUUGACCCCGGGCGAGCUUGUGACGCAUGGUUAGAGCACAUUGCUCUCGAGACCAAAGCUCGAGUCGAGGGUGAUCCACCCUACGCAUUUGUCGAAUUUCGAAACGACCGCGACGCAGAAGAUGCCUACCAUUCCAUGCAUGGUCAGAUGAUUGACCGCCAUCGGAUCAGCUGGGCUCGCCGUCCCCCUUCAGCACUAUGGCGUCACGAUGCUCCUCGCCCCCGUGGAGGCCGUGACCGUCGUGAUGACCGAGACAGGGACCGCGAUCGUCGUGACCGUGACCGCUCUCGUUCUCGGAGCCCCCGCCGCGACGACAAGGACAAGGAGAGGGAUAGGGAUACCCGUCGCCGGAGCCGAACUCGCUCUCGUUCUCGCGAUAGGCGUGACCGUGAGCGUGAUGAGGAGCGCGAUGAACCAAGGACUCGAGAAGACCGUGAUGAUGUUGACGAGCGUGAAGAUCGCCACCGCCGCAGCCUCUCCCGCGAACCCAAUGGUGUGGUUCCAGUUAAAACGGAGCCUGAUAACAUCAAGAAGGAGCCCGAGCCCGUCGCCGAGGAAGACAAGUAG